Molecule: messenger RNA, 1474 nt
Organism: Phaethon lepturus (White-tailed tropicbird)
Lineage: Eukaryota; Metazoa; Chordata; Aves; Phaethontiformes; Phaethontidae
Product: TBC1 domain family member 9-like
Exons: 8
Source: RefSeq, a predicted model, not a curated record
GUGUUUACAAGAUCAAAUAGUUUAAUUUCUGCCAGCCCUCAUAAAAGCAUCAGCUCUGAGUCGGAGGGAGAGCGACAGUUCAAUCUCAAUGACAAUGGCAUUCCAACAGCAACGCAAGCUUUAAUGACAAUGUAUCGACGGAGGUCACCUGAGGAGUUCAACCCCAAGCUGGCUAAAGAGUUCUUGAAGGAACAGGCCUGGAAGAUUCACUUUGCUGAAUAUGGCCAAGGAGUCUGUAUGUAUCGUACAGAGAAAACCAGAGACCUUGUGCUGAAGGGCAUUCCAGAAAGCAUGAGAGGGGAACUUUGGCUGCUAUUUUCAGGAGCCAUUAAUGAAAUGGCCACUCAUCCUGGCUAUUAUGAGGACCUAGUGGAGAAAUCGAUGGGGAAGUAUAAUCUUGCUACAGAGGAGAUAGAAAGGGAUCUGCACCGCUCCCUACCAGAACACCCUGCAUUCCAGAAUGAGAUGGGUAUUGCUGCUCUAAGGAGAGUCUUGACAGCUUAUGCUUUUAGAAAUCCAAACAUAGGAUAUUGUCAGGCUAUGAAUAUCGUCACUUCAGUACUCCUCCUUUAUGCAAAAGAGGAGGAAGCUUUCUGGCUGCUGGUGGCUCUGUGUGAACGUAUGCUGCCUGACUACUACAACACAAGAGUUGUCGGAGCAUUGGUGGAUCAGGGUGUCUUUGAAGAGUUGGCUUGUGACUAUGUUCCCCAGCUUUAUGACUGCAUGCAGGACUUGGGUGUAAUAUCCACCAUUUCCUUGUCCUGGUUCCUCACUCUCUUCCUCAGUGUAAUGCCAUUUGAAAGUGCAGUGGUGGUUGUGGAUUGUUUCUUCUGUGAAGGAAUAAAGGUGAUAUUUCAAUUAGCACUCGCUGUCCUCGAUGCUAAUGUAGACAAGCUGCUUAGCUGUAAAGAUGAUGGAGAAGCCAUGACAGUCUUGGGAAGAUAUUUGGACAGCGUAACUAAUAAGGGCAGCACUCUUCCGCCCAUUCCUCAUCUUCAUUCACUGCUCAGUGAUGAUGUAGAGCCUUAUCCUGAGGUGGAUAUCUUCAGACUAAUCAGGUCUUCCUAUGAGAAAUUUGGAAGUAUCCGAGCAGAUUUAAUUGAACAAAUGAGAUUCAAACAAAGGCUGAAAGUUAUCCAAACCCUUGAAGAUACUACAAAGCGCAAUGUGGUACGGACUAUUGUGACAGAGACUUCUUUUACUAUCGAUGAACUGGAGGAACUGUAUGCUCUUUUCAAGGUAAAGCUAAGUGAAGAUACGAUCAUGUGCCUGCAGGAAAUGCAGAUGUUUAUUUUUGAUAUGGGACUGUGUCUUUUCUAAAGACCAGGUUGAGUCUAAGAGUUACUUACUGUCAGGUAUUUUAAUACAAACUUGAAUUAGCUGCUGUAUUAUUGAAUAUACCAAAAAACCCCGAAACAACUAGUUUUUAAAAGCUCUGGAAAUAAGUAAUUCACUAAGUGAUUUGUCCAUGGAA